Messenger RNA from Hippocampus zosterae (dwarf seahorse), 850 nucleotides. It is a transcript of the gene tmem50a, whose product is annotated as transmembrane protein 50A. The transcript has 7 exons. The record is from RefSeq and is a predicted model, not a curated record. NCBI's taxonomy places the organism in Eukaryota, Metazoa, Chordata, Actinopteri, Syngnathiformes, Syngnathidae. Gene Ontology annotation, biological process: late endosome to vacuole transport via multivesicular body sorting pathway; protein targeting to vacuole. The coding region runs from base 172 to 654 and encodes 160 amino acids.
ACCCUUGAAUGCAUCAAUAUCAAUAGCUGCUUAUGUUCCUCUCAACUGUGUAGGCAAACUGCGCAUGCGCAUGACCGAGCUCUCGGAAGCAAAGUCGGCCUGAUCCAAGGGGUCCACAUCAAGAAUCGAAAAUAAGCGGUAGUUGCUACUUUGGAAACGACAUUAGGAGCCAUGUCAGGAUUGCUGGACGGGAUUCGGUGCGGAGAAUGCGACUGCAAUGUGGACUGGAGUGAAAAAAGAAACACCGUCGCAUCGAUAGCUGCUGGGGUUCUGUUCUUCACUGGUUGGUGGAUCAUCAUCGAUGCAGCAGUGAAGUAUCCUGCUCAAGAGGAAUUUCCCCAUUCUUAUCACACAUGUGGAGUCAUCGCAACGGUGGCUUUUCUGAUGAUAAAUGCUGUGUCAAAUGGCCAAGUGAGAGGUGACAGCUACAGUGAAGGCUGCAUGGGGCAGACAGGUUCUCGCGUGUGGCUCUUCAUUGGCUUCAUGCUGUCUUUUGGAUCCCUCAUUGCCUCCAUGUGGAUCCUCUUUGGAGGUUUUGUAGUGCCUAAGAAUCCUAUCGUGUACCCUGGAAUUGCCAUUUUCUUCCAGAAUGCAUUCAUUUUCUUCGCGGCCCUGGUGUUCAAGUUUGGACGUACAGAGGAUCUGUGGCAAUAACUGACUCCCAAGUGUGUCUGUCCAUCAUUGUUAGACUGCUUUCUUUGUUGUUUCGGACAAUAUGCUUCAGGCUUCAGUGGUUCUUCAUCACUUUAUAUGUAGCCUUUGUAGCGUGCAGGAUUGACUUGUUUUAAUUUAUAUUUUUGUUGUUGUUUUAAAAGGCUAACUCCUAACCAAGCACAAAUCGUAGAAUAAU